AUGUUUUUCAUAGUUUUUCGGCACUCGCUAAACGAACUAAGUUCGGCCGAUAUACUUUUAAAUCACAAUGCACAGGAUAAAGGUGCCAAAGCCAAUGAUAGAUUUGAAGCUAAAACGACAGAAAAUCCAAAUCAAGAUUCGUUUACUCAAAUUAACCAUCUAAUGAUACAAUAUGAAUCAGAUUAUAUGCAAAACUCAACAGAACCUACCAAAGAUUCGAGUCCAACUCCGGAAUAUUUGCCAACUUCAAACGAAAUUUCCUCUUCAGUAGCAUAUCAAGCAUAUAUUUACACAGCUUUGGCUAUGUGCUGCAUCAUUUUUCUCUCAUACUUUAUUUAUCGUUUCUUUUGCUUGCAUAAAACUUCUAAGAGAAAUGAAGACACAGAAGAUAUAGAAGAUCAUAUGUUAGAUGGUGAAGAACACGAAGUAAUAGUUGAUAAUAUUUAA
Molecule: messenger RNA, 447 nt
Organism: Trichomonas vaginalis G3
Lineage: Eukaryota; Parabasalia; Trichomonadida; Trichomonadidae
Exons: 1
Coding region: 1-447 (148 amino acids)
Source: RefSeq, a predicted model, not a curated record